UCGUGUUCGACACGACAACCAGCGUGUUCGACACGACGACCAUCAAGUUCGACACGACGAUGACCGUGUUCAACACGACGACCAUCAUGUUUGACACGACGACCAGUGUGUUAGGCACGACAACGAUCGUGUUCAACACGACGACCAGCGUGUCAGACACAACAACGAUUGUGUUCAACACGACGACCAUCGUGUUUGACACGACGACCAGCGUGUCGGACACGACAACGAUCGUGUUCAACACGACGACCAUCGUGUUUGACACGACGACGACCGUAUCGACCAUCGUGUUCGACACGACGACUGUGGUGAAAGUGUUGGAGAAAACUUGUUGACGUCACCGAUAAACCAGCACUGGACAC
This is a messenger RNA of Chara braunii, 362 nucleotides long. Lineage: Eukaryota; Viridiplantae; Streptophyta; Charophyceae; Charales; Characeae. The record is from the annotation of a GenBank genome assembly.